GUCACGUCAUCGCUACACCCACGCGACACCCUGAAGCGUCCUGAUCCCGACGCGGCUCGCAUACACGCUCCAUCCAGCAUUUUACAGCAUUGCGCAUUCGGCGCUCGGUGGACAGCAUUCACCGGUCCCCAUGGCGUGGUACGAUCAGGACAGCUGGCUCACGGCAGCUUUCUCCCCAAACCUGUCGACUAUCCUCAUCACUUUCCUCGUCGCGCUCAGCUUGCCCAUACUCCUGCACACCAUCCUCUACAAGAAGGCAGCUGCAGCCGCGCAGCUUCCCACCUUCUUGCUAGUCGGCCCGAGCGGUAGUGGUAAGACGGCCUUUACGACAUUGGCCGAGCGCAACGCUACAACCCAGACGCACACAUCCACUACACCUCUUACCGUCUCCGCUCUCCUCCCCAGCCCGCACGUCCCCGCGUCUUCGCACUACCGCUCACCAGGCGACCCAGCCUUCGAGCGCUCUCGCAACUUCCUCCUCCUCGACACGCCUGGUCACGGCAAGCUGCGGCACUAUGCCACCUCCCAACUUGCAGAUCCCAAGAGCAUUCGCGGUAUAAUAUUCGUUGUCGACGCCGCUCAACUAGGUGACGAAGCCGGACUGAGCGAGGCAGGAGAAUAUCUCCACGACAUCCUCCUCUCGCUACAGAAACGCUACACCAACGCUACCACAAGCAAACGGCCAAAGGACAUCCCUGUCCUUGUUGCGGCAAACAAGAUGGAUCUUUUUACGGCGUUGCCCGCAAAUCUUGUCAAGAACUCGCUCGAGAAGACAAUCACCGAGGUCAGGAGUAACAGGGCGAAGGCGCUUCGCGAUGCAGGUGCGGCGUUGAGCGGCGGCGAAGAUGAGGUGGACGAGGAGAAGGAGUGGCUGGGUGAGGGCGGCGAGGGCGUGUUCACAUUUGAGCAGAUGAGAGAGAGCGGGACCAGUGUAAAUGUGAUUGGGGGUAAUGUUCAGGCGAGCAAGGAGGGCGCUGACGUGGAGAAAUGGUGGCAGUGGAUUGCUGAACAGCUUUGAAGAAGCUACAGGUGGCCAGAGAGGGUAGGGUGAAUUGAAGCUCGAUUGAGUAGUAUCGAUGUAUCGAUACCCUCUUCGUUGAAUAAUGAAACUAAUUGUCAAUU
Molecule: messenger RNA, 1122 nt
Organism: Alternaria rosae
Lineage: Eukaryota; Fungi; Ascomycota; Dothideomycetes; Pleosporales; Pleosporaceae
Product: signal recognition particle receptor beta subunit-domain-containing protein
Exons: 3
Coding region: 131-1018 (295 amino acids)
Source: RefSeq, a predicted model, not a curated record